This is a messenger RNA of Naegleria fowleri, 2091 nucleotides long. RefSeq lists its product as uncharacterized. The coding region runs from base 1 to 2091 and encodes 696 amino acids. NCBI's taxonomy places the organism in Eukaryota, Heterolobosea, Eutetramitea, Acrasida, Naegleriidae. The record is from RefSeq and is a predicted model, not a curated record. The transcript is spliced from 2 exons.
AUGAUCACCAAACUCUUUGAUCAGUUGAAUUUUGUAAAUUUCUUCACGAAACAAGUGGUGGGAGAACAUGAGGCUCAUGCUUCAAGUAAACAUGUAGGAACCACUCAAUCCCGACAGAUUCCUCAUGCCAUGUAUUCCUUUGUGAAUCCAACUCCUUUAGAAUUGCCAGAAUAUCAAUAUGACCAAACAACGGGAAAGCUCUUGUUGGAUCGUUUCCAUCGACCGAAACAGUCAACUACAAAUGGCACUACAGCAUUGUCCUCCUCCUCAUCAUCUUUAGAAGAUGAAUGGUCUGGAUUUACAACAUAUGAAUUUGUAGUAGCGAGUAAUGAAGUGGCAAGAGAUUGCUUCGGAGUGGAUUUGUCAGCUGCCACUACGGAUCAAGAAUCAAAUUUACAAAUGGAUACCUGCCAAAAUCAUGCCAACAAGCAAUUUUGUGGAGAUGACAAGAAAUUUCCUCAACGUUUGGCUAACAUUUUGUCAGGCUAUGAAUUAUUGUCGAAUACAAAAUAUUAUGCUCAUUGUUAUGGAGGUUUUCAAUUUGGACAUUAUGCUGGUCAACUGGGUGAUGGAAGAGCUAUUAGUAUAGGACAAAUUGAUGCAUCAAGGUCAUUGAAUGGACAAAACAAUGGCUCCUUGUCAUCAUCAUCUCCUCGAUUGUUUGAAUUGCAAUUUAAGGGAGCAGGCCCAACUCCAUUCUCAAGAAAUGCAGACGGUAGAGCUGUAUUGAGAUCUUCCAUUCGAGAAUUCUUUGCUAGCGAAUUUAUGAACAAGAUUGGAGUGGCUACCACGAGAGCAUUUAGUUUGGUUCGAUCUAAGGACAGAGCGGUAUUAAGAGAUGAGUUUUACAAUGGAAAUCCAAAGUAUGAAUAUGGAGCAAUUGUGAUGAGAGUGGCCCCAACUUUUGUUCGAUUUGGAUCGUUUGAGGUAUUUUUGUAUCGAUUUGGUCAACAAGAACGUGAACUUUACGAAAAGGAAGUGAAAAAUAUUGACCUUUUAGCGACCUAUGUCAUUAAGAAUCAUUAUUCUCAUUUAUUGACUCCAGAUUGUAUUGAUGCGAAUACUGGAGAGGUCACUCUGAACAAUAACAUUCGAGAACAAUUUGCUAAGGAAGUGGUGAGACGAACUGCUAAAUUGACUGCUGAUUGGAUGUCAAGCGGUUUCGUUCAUGGUGUCCUUAAUACUGAUAAUAUGUCUAUUCUGGGUGUCACUAUUGACUAUGGACCAUUUGGUUUUAUGGAUUAUUACAAUGAAGACUUUAUACCAAACAAUAGUGACGAGGAGGGACGCUAUCGCUACAAAAAUCAACCUGCAAUUUGUUACUGGAAUUUACAAAAAUUGAUGAGGGCCUUGACACCAACCUUCCUUCCAGAUUCGACGGACUACUUCACCAAAGUGCUCUCCAUUUACGCUCCUCAUUUCGAGCAUUAUUAUUUGUUAAAUUUCAGAAAGAAGCUUGGAUUAAUUCCUCACAUGGCUCCAGAAGUGGACACGAAAGUAGAUGUGACCGAUUUCAACAUGUUCCAAGGUGACAGUGAUUCUCUCAGAGAUAAAGAUUGGGAACUCAUUGAGAGUUUACUUGUGUGGAUGCACACUUAUAAGGCUGAUUUUACCAACUUUUUCAGAACUCUCUCCGAUUUGGACAAGAAUUGUAGUGAGCUCCCAGAGACCUUUAUUGAAAAACUAAUGGCCACACUGGAGCCAAGAGUCAACACUUCUACUAGUGGUAGCUGCAGCAGAACCGGAUUUUCAGACGUACUGGACACCAAUGAUUUGGAACUUGCCACUCAAUCCUUGAAACAGUUUCUUUCCCAAUACAUUCAACGUCUCUCUCAUGAAUCCAUUUCACACUUAUCGAACGAAGACAGAAAAUCUCUCAUGGAUCAAACAAAUCCAAGAUAUAUCUUAAGGAAUUAUUUAAUGCAACAGGUCAUUGAAGCAGCUGAACGAUUUGACUAUGAACCGCUUUAUGAGUACUAUGAUAUUUUAUUGAAUCCCUUUGUGCAACGUCAAGAUACUGAAAUUGAUUCAAAAUAUGCAGCAAAUGCUCCAGUGAGCGCACGAUGCUUAAAGUUGAGUUGUAGCUCCUAA